Molecule: messenger RNA, 4115 nt
Organism: Psammomys obesus (fat sand rat)
Lineage: Eukaryota; Metazoa; Chordata; Mammalia; Rodentia; Muridae
Gene: Fbxw11
Product: F-box and WD repeat domain containing 11
Exons: 14
Coding region: 135-1826 (563 amino acids)
Molecular function (GO): protein dimerization activity
Source: RefSeq, a predicted model, not a curated record
UGCCGGCGGCCCGGGCGGGCUGGCAGCUAGAGUGGGUGCGAGAGCUGCCUCCACCGCCGCCGCUGCCACCGCCUCCUCCGCCCGGGCCGUUCGCUGCUGUGCGGGGAGAGCGAGGCGGGGCCGCCGGGGCCGCCAUGGAGCCCGACUCGGUGAUUGAAGACAAGACCAUCGAGCUUAUGUGUUCUGUGCCAAGGUCUUUGUGGCUAGGCUGCGCCAACCUGGUAGAGAGCAUGUGCGCACUGAGUUGCCUGCAGAGCAUGCCCAGUGUCAGAUGUCUCCAGAACACUUCAGUUAUGGAAGAUCAAAAUGAAGAUGAGUCCCCAAAGAAAAGUGCUCUUUGGCAGAUAAGUAACGGAACAUCAUCUGUGAUUGUCUCCAGAAAGAGGCCGUCAGAGGGGAACUACCAGAAAGAAAAGGACUUGUGCAUUAAGUACUUUGACCAGUGGUCUGAAUCAGAUCAGGUGGAAUUUGUGGAGCAUCUUAUCUCACGAAUGUGUCAUUAUCAGCAUGGACAUAUUAACUCUUACCUGAAACCCAUGUUGCAGCGGGACUUUAUCACUGCUUUACCAGAGCAAGGCUUAGAUCACAUAGCAGAAAACAUUCUUUCCUACCUGGAUGCCCGGUCCCUGUGUGCAGCAGAGCUGGUGUGUAAAGAAUGGCAGCGAGUGAUCUCAGAAGGGAUGCUUUGGAAGAAACUCAUUGAGAGGAUGGUGCGCACUGACCCUCUCUGGAAGGGACUCUCAGAAAGAAGAGGCUGGGAUCAGUACCUGUUUAAAAACAGACCCACAGAUGGCCCUCCCAAUUCAUUUUACAGAUCAUUAUACCCAAAGAUUAUCCAGGACAUAGAGACCAUAGAAUCAAACUGGCGGUGUGGACGACACAACUUGCAGAGGAUUCAGUGCCGCUCUGAAAAUAGUAAGGGUGUCUACUGUUUGCAGUAUGAUGAUGACAAAAUUAUCAGUGGCCUCCGAGACAACUCUAUCAAGAUCUGGGAUAAAACCAGCCUGGAAUGUUUGAAAGUGCUAACAGGACACACAGGCUCUGUCCUCUGCCUCCAGUAUGAUGAACGAGUCAUUGUAACUGGUUCUUCAGAUUCCACAGUGAGAGUCUGGGAUGUGAACACUGGAGAAGUUCUCAACACACUUAUCCAUCACAAUGAAGCUGUACUACACUUACGCUUCAGCAAUGGACUGAUGGUGACAUGUUCCAAGGACCGUUCCAUUGCUGUGUGGGACAUGGCUUCUGCCACCGAUAUCACUUUACGCCGUGUCCUGGUUGGCCACCGUGCUGCUGUCAAUGUAGUAGACUUUGAUGACAAGUACAUCGUGUCUGCCUCUGGAGACAGGACCAUUAAAGUGUGGAGCACCAGCACCUGUGAGUUUGUUCGCACUCUGAAUGGGCAUAAGCGAGGCAUCGCCUGUCUGCAGUACCGGGACCGGCUGGUUGUUAGUGGAUCAUCAGAUAAUACCAUCCGGCUAUGGGAUAUUGAAUGUGGUGCCUGUUUAAGAGUCCUAGAAGGGCACGAAGAAUUGGUCCGAUGCAUCCGUUUUGAUAACAAGAGGAUUGUCAGUGGCGCCUAUGAUGGGAAGAUUAAAGUCUGGGACUUACAAGCUGCUCUUGACCCUCGUGCCCCGGCGAGCACAUUGUGUCUGCGCACCUUGGUGGAACACUCUGGACGUGUGUUUCGGCUGCAGUUUGAUGAAUUUCAAAUCAUUAGCAGCUCCCAUGAUGACACUAUUUUGAUUUGGGAUUUUUUAAACGUGCCUCCCAGUGCCCAGAAUGAGACACGCUCUCCUUCCAGAACUUACACAUACAUCUCCAGAUAGCGGUCUGCACUUUGGCCCAAUCUGGGUUUUCUGGUCUUGAACUACUGGCUACAUGGCUAUCCCAUGCCUAAGGGAGUUCGUUCACAGCUGAGUUCUGGGCUGGACUUGGUUCUAGAUGCUGGGUAGACACAAAGCAGCCCCACUCUUCAAGCCCUGACAUUUCUCACCACGCCCAGCUCUACUUGGAGAAGGACAGCUUAGCUCACCGCUGCAAGUAGAGCAUCAGCUCACGCCCCUCCCUCAGUGAAGACCCCAGCGCUUCUGAUGCACAUGUUCUCGUGAAGGACACAUGGCCUGUAUGUUCUCCAGAAGCAGAGACCGUUGGGAGAAGCCCUGCCUCUAAUUUACAUCGCUUUGCGCCUUGGUUUGGCACUAAAAGCAGCCUUGCAUUCUUGGUGAAGUGCUGGGUGCCAAACACCGACCCAGAGUUUUCAGGGCGUUCCUCUCCAGCAGCAGCUUCUCCUUAGACCGUCAGUCACUGUUGUGCACAGGAAGGUGGCGGACAGUGGGCAGAUCUGGCUUAUCUAGGAUUUUUGGAUUACACUUCCUUUCUGUACCAGUUUCUUUUAAUUUAAAUAAUAAGCGAGUUAUAUUACCUCUCCACAGGUAAUACAGCUAUUUUCUUUUAUUAACUGUUCUCUGUUCCCCCAUCAUCUCCUGAUAUUUGGUAGAGUAACACCUUUAUCCGCGUGCUUGCCUCCUAAUUUAAAAUACUGUAUCCGCAUGUAGAUAUAAUGUACAUAACAAUUCAAGCUCAAGGUUGCCGGCCCGGCCCCCUGUGCCUGAGACACUACUGUGGAGCGUGUGGCACUUAGCCGCAGGUGGGCCGAGCACCUGACUCCAGGGUUGCUGUGAUUGCCUAGGACCUUCCUGCAGUAUUCAUUCGGGUUUUAUUAUUUGUGACUGUCUUUGUGUGCUCUGUGUUUUCAGCUGGAACUUCAGAAGUUUAACACGUGUAUUUGUUGUGUGGCAUCUGCAGUGGACAGGAAUCUUCACAGUCUCCAUGUACCUGUUCUUUUCCUCCUGAGAGCUAGUGCUCACCUCCUCAUGGUGAGCAUGGGCUUCUCUGUCCAACAUCUUUCUACAUGACAGUAACCCCGAGACAGGGAGUUGGUGGCCCUGUUGACAGGGCUCCCUGCACUCUGAUGGGGUAUUGGGGGUGCUGAGUUUGAGCCUGUGGAGCAGGUCAGCUGUUCAAAGCCCACAGUAAGGGCAAGGCACUCCUGUGUGGAGCACAGCCUCGGCCCUGUCAGCUCUGGUGUCACUCACUCACCUCUGUGUGAGAGUGGCACAUGGACAGGACAUUGGUCACCAUUAUCUCCCUCUUUCAAGAUUAGGUGUUGAUUUGCCCCUUGCCAUUGUUUUCAAAGGAAUGUCAGUCCAGUUUUAAAGGACCAAGCAGCCCUUCCCUGUGAAUGAAGCUUCCCAUGGAAGCACAUUCUAGGAGAGAGAAGGGCUCUGGGCUCCGCAUGUCCUGACAUUGUGAACGCUGUGGGGUUGGUGCAUAGGGGAUUUGUUUCCUGGGUAGGCUUUGCUUUUUAGUUGGUUUUUGUUUUGUUUUGUUUUGUUUUGUUUUUGAUAUGUCAUUCUCACAUGCUUUUAUGUUUGUUUCUGCGAGGUGGGGCCUUAAAUAGAAAGUAGGCCCCAGUCCAUAAUGGGAGUGUGAACACACCACCUCACAGCUUAUCACCCAUUUGACAGGAAUGCCCAGUGGAGGGGUGGGGGAGAAGGUGAGUUCUGAACAAUUGGACUUUUCUGUUGUUUUUGCAUGUUGAAUACAGAAGUUCCUGUCAAUCCUUGGGAGAUCAUGGCCUUCAAAUAUGCACACGACCUUUGAAUUGUGCCUACUAAAUUAUAGCAGGGGACUUGGGUACCCAAGGAAUUCCUAUUUCUGGGAUUACAGUAGUAGUUCCCAGUUGUACUCUGGACUUUAUUUUGCUAACCGUAAUUGAGCAACUGUAAAUUACUGCUAUAAUAAUGUGUUAAAGCACUGGGGUAGUCUAAUUCUAACUGGUAAUUAAUUAUGUUUGCCAAUUAUCUGUUUGAAAUAAAUAUGUGUCUGAACAGCUAUUGAAACUGUUAAAUUGUACAGAUAUUAUCAUGACGGCUUUGUACUGUGGAAUGUGCUUAAUAAAAACAAAAGUUUGACCUUUGUCCAACAAAUUGCUAAGUAAUGUCAAUAAAUCAAGAUGAGUAUUAUGCAGUACACCUGACCUGGCUUCAAUGGCGAUUGUUACUUCAGCUACUAAUUCAAAGCCAAUACUCUAAAUAAAGUGUUGCAGUACUCCG